AUUGAUUUUAACAAUUUGUCUAAGUUCUUAGUUCUGUGGAGGUCAUCAUAAUGUAACGUAAAUACGGAAGUUGUACUAUUCAUUAUCCGAUGUUGGUUAUAAUUUAAUCAUUGACCCUUAACCUUGAUCGGCAUAAUCUCGUGAAAAUUGAGAUGAUCGAAUGAUUGAAGGAUAACACGUGGAAUGAUUUCAUGAACAAAGGAUCUAAAUUGAGUAUUUCUAAAGAUAUACUGUAUAGUAAGACAGACGAUAAAUACCGAAACAAAAAUGUUGCUAAAGGAAACUGAAAUGAUACGAAGAGCAACGAUUGAGGAUUACGAUGAUGUCAUUUCGAUUUUACCAGGGGAAGACUAUGAUGGCGAUUAACUACCGGAUUACUUUCACAUGUUGAUGAACAAUCAAUUCAUCAAAGCUUAUGUGUACAUCCUAGAUGGCAAAAUAACUGGCUUCCAAAUUGUAUACCUGGUAGACGGUGGAACAACUGGUGUUAUGAGAAGUGGUCGAAUACGAAAAGACACACAAGGCAAAGGUGUAUUGAGAAAACUUGGAGAAUUCAUCAUGGAACAAAAUCCAAGCUUGACACAUGUUGUAUUUGCUACUGGCACAAAUGUACCAACUAUCUUUCAGAAUAUAAAAAAUGGCGCGUAUGAAUUUGUUGCAAAAAGGGCUUGUUUGUAUUAUCAGACUAACAAACAUGCAUUAAAAGAACAUAUACCUGAGAUUGAAACACUUGAAAGAACUAAAGUUCUGAAUCAAAAAGACUUAAUUCAAUCCAUAAAAGACCAGGACUUUUAUUCACAGAUGUUUAAAGACAACCGAUUGAUUAUAGACACUGUUCCAUACCGACUUAUGGAAUCGAACAUUCCGCUGAUACUCAUGGAAAGAACAAAAGCGGUGGCGUCGUAUCUUGACGACAAUAAUAAAAGUAUUAUAACCUUUGGAAGUUAUUUCAAGCUAAGCAAUGGUGAUAUAUUUUGUAACUUGGAUAUCUAUGGAGAUGUAGGAAAGGCAUUGGCUCACCAUAUUAGUAUUCAUAUUCAACAUUUUGUUGAGCACAUUACGGAUAUAUUCACUAUUGAAGUUCGCUGUCACGAAUCAUCGCCAUUUAUAGAUAAGGCAAUGUCAGAGAAUGGACUCAUGUUAGUACCUGUUGGUAAAUUUGUUCGAAAUGAACUUAUAUGUGUUGAAAAAUCAUAUUAUCAAAACGCCGAACAAGCCAGACUGUGAAUGGUUUCUUACAACAGAUUCUUCAAAGCUCAUAUAGACAAAUAUCAUCAAUCAUUGUUCAAAUGCUUUACUUUAAUGUGUUUCUAUUGGUUAUCAGAUGAUCAAAUAAAAAGUGGCAUUCUUUGGUGCUUCAGUAUACUCAA
Mytilus trossulus (common blue mussel) is the source of this 1370-nucleotide messenger RNA. RefSeq lists its product as uncharacterized. Bases 385 to 1227 code for a protein of 280 amino acids. NCBI's taxonomy places the organism in Eukaryota, Metazoa, Mollusca, Bivalvia, Mytilida, Mytilidae. The record is from RefSeq and is a predicted model, not a curated record. The transcript has 4 exons.